AUGUUUCACUUCAGUGCCGCCCCUCCAAUAAAGCCCGACGCAGCUCCAGUCGCCCGUAGUGGUACCUGUGUUGUUGGGCAUAACACUGCCACCAACACGCUCAGCACGCUAACCAGGCCCAUUACAGACCUACAACCAAAUUAUCAGGGGCCUGGUAACUACCAUGCAAACGAUGCCGAUUGUACGAUUGUCCUGGAAGGCAGAACCAGUCGCAUUGAAAAUGCGGUGCUAAAGGACUCCUGUUCUGAUGAAGGUCUUCCAAGGUUGAACAAAGGGCAGGGCACGCGGAUCAAAGCUUGCUUGGAGUCUGUAAAACCACAGAAAGCAAGCCUGCUCACGGAGAAGGACUCAGAACAAAUUUCUCGUAGUGUUGGGGGUAAAAAAGAACACCUUGAGGAGUAUUUCAGGUCAAUGUAUGACAAAAUGAAGUCUUCAGCAGAAGAGCUUAAAGACCAUUUAUUCAACUAA
Messenger RNA from Rhizoctonia solani, 468 nucleotides. RefSeq lists its product as uncharacterized. The record is from RefSeq and is a predicted model, not a curated record. The coding region runs from base 1 to 468 and encodes 155 amino acids. The transcript is spliced from 5 exons. NCBI's taxonomy places the organism in Eukaryota, Fungi, Basidiomycota, Agaricomycetes, Cantharellales, Ceratobasidiaceae.